This is a messenger RNA of Caenorhabditis angaria, 1411 nucleotides long. Lineage: Eukaryota; Metazoa; Nematoda; Chromadorea; Rhabditida; Rhabditidae. The record is from the annotation of a GenBank genome assembly.
AUGAAAAUUCUAAUAUUGUUUUCAUUUUUAUACAUUUUUGAAAAUCGCGCGGAGGAGGAGAUGAAAUUGAUUUACCGUAAGUUCGAAAAUUGGGAUGUCAAGAUUUUAUAUUGAUCAAAUUUGUUUAUUCAAAUUCGCCACUAGAAUUUGUCAUUUCUGUUCACUAUUUUAGAUUUCCAAGUCGAUUUUCAAAAAAAAAAGUCAUCUCAACGUCGAGUUUGAGAGGACAGUACUCACUCAGAAAGUCACUCUUUGUUUAUUUUUACUGAUAUCGAAAGUACUUCACGUCAUUUUGUUUAGAUCAAAAAUUCAAAAAUUAAAUUUUUGGAAUUGGUCAUCCUUGAUAGGAAACAAACACACUUUUAAAAAUUUAACGAGUGAUUUUUGAUUUUUUAACAAUAAAUAGGAAAGUUGAAAAAUUGGGUUGACACGUAAAAGCACAAAAUAAUACCAAAAACAUAAAAAUAUUUCAGACACUUGUGAUCCAGCCGAUCAAAAACGUCUCGAUGAUUUUCGAUUCUCAGAUCUCAAUUCAGUUUACAUCACAAAAAUGGGACAAUUCGAGCGUUUCUAUCCAAUUCUACAAAAGAGUAAAGAUGGAAGACAAAAUACAACAAAACGAUAUUUGACACUUUGUAAUGGCGAUGGAAGAGAUUAUGUAAAUAAAAUACGAGUUUGUUAUAGUGAUGGAAAAAGUUUGAGUGAAGAGUUUGAAGUUGAUAUGUGGACAAUGAAUGCGGCAAGUCGAAAAAAGAAAAUUGUAACAUUACCCGGUGCCAAGUUCGAUCAUUCAAACACACAGUAAGAUAUCUAGAAGUUUACAGAGAAUUUGUCUUUUAAAAACCCACGUGUCAGUACUUUUUUUGAAAUCCCAAUCUGAUUUAGCUGCCAAUGAGUACUGUAGCUACCAUUAUAGUAAGAUUUUUGAAAUGAUUAUUUUCAGUGUUUUUGAUAUUUGUAUGCCUGGAGGUUAUGGAACAAUUCUGAUAAUAGAUUGUUCUCAUCGAAAAAAAGCGGAAACAAAACCCAAAUCAGCAUUUGAAGAUGAUGAAGAGAAUGAAAAUGAAUUCAAACCGAAUGGUCGAUUGGCUUAUUUUCACCUUGGUUUUGGUGCAACUAUUGUAUUAAACGCAUUGGUGAGUGAAUUCCGAAAAGCUUUAUUUUCAAAGCCCUCUCUAUUUUAUUUCAGAUUGUGCUGAUUCUGACAACUAUUGUAAACAUUGAACCAAAGAAACCAAAGAAGGAAAAUACAUCCUUGAUGUUAACACCUCCAGAUAUCCCAGCAUCCCCACAGCCACCAAAAAAACCAACAACUCAACCGGCAUCAAAACCUCAAUCUACACCAAAAGCUCAAGUUCCAUCAACAACUCAAUCGACAGCAAAAACUCCAGAAUCUGCAAAGAAAAAGUAG